AUGACGACUUAUGUUCUUUACAGUCCUGACGGCGCAAUUGAUGAAUUCUUCAACUCGAACACUACUGUCACAAGACAGCAUUGCGAUGAAUACGCCAUUUCUCACGCUGGUGCUGUGUCCACUGCUUUACAGAUGCAAGGAGUGUGCAGCUAUACCGUGACAGUGGGGCCCAACAAGUCCAAGCUCUUCCAGUUCCGAGAUGAGAACUCUACCAUUGACAUGGGCAACAUUUCCCUUGCCAAAGCAAUCCAUCCCGAAUUUGUGGCUAGCUGCAAGUAUCUCGGUACCAUGGGCGAUUCGCGGCCAGUCUAUAUCUACGAGAUGGAGCAUCUUCCUGGGACUGCUCACAUAAUGGCGCGCAUUCUUCCAGACGACAUGUCCCGACAGCGUAACGCUAUCAAGGACUUUGCAAGGUUCUUUACACAGUCAUGGAACAAUGACCUACGGCCAUGCUCAGAUGCAACUGCAACAUUGCUUAUGGAGUUUCAAUCAAGUUUUGACCUCCUUGCUCGAAACCUGCCAUCUCGCUUUGCACCGAGCCUAGAAAGGGUCCGCAAGGAGCUCCUGUCUCUCUUCUCAAAAGCCCUCCCCUUUGUUCUUAGCCACGGUGACCUUAACGGGAUGAAUCUCCUCGUCAAUCCUAAAACCGGAAAUAUCACAGGGAUUGUCGACCGGGCUGAAUCAAGGAUUCUGCCGUUCGGCUUCGCCCUAUACGGGCUUGAGAAUUUUUUGGGCCGGAUGGAUUCAGAAGAAUGGCACUACUACGAUCGCUACCGUGAACUCGAGAGCCUCUUCUGGCAAACCUUUCGAGAGGAGGCUCAUGAUUUCUCUUUCACUGAUUUGUAUUUGAUCCGCGCUGCGAGGAUGGCUGAAUUAUUUUACCGUUAUGGAUUUAAUUCUAAUGUGAAAGGCGUAGUGCAAGGUGUGCGGAUGGACCAGCCGGAUGGUUCGCUCGCAUAUCUCGAUGCUUUCUGUGCUGCUGGUGAGUGGGCUCCUCUUGCCUGA
Messenger RNA from Penicillium diatomitis, 1005 nucleotides. RefSeq lists its product as uncharacterized. The coding region runs from base 1 to 1005 and encodes 334 amino acids. NCBI's taxonomy places the organism in Eukaryota, Fungi, Ascomycota, Eurotiomycetes, Eurotiales, Aspergillaceae. The transcript has 2 exons. The record is from RefSeq and is a predicted model, not a curated record.